Messenger RNA from Biomphalaria glabrata, 5319 nucleotides. RefSeq names its product putative ammonium transporter 1. The record is from RefSeq and is a predicted model, not a curated record. Bases 595 to 2166 code for a protein of 523 amino acids. Gene Ontology annotation, molecular function: ammonium channel activity. Gene Ontology annotation, cellular component: membrane. The transcript has 13 exons. NCBI's taxonomy places the organism in Eukaryota, Metazoa, Mollusca, Gastropoda, Planorbidae. Gene Ontology annotation, biological process: ammonium transmembrane transport; ammonium homeostasis.
GGGGUAGGUGGGUGUGGGGGUGGCGUGUACGAGUAUUUCAUCUGAGCAGUAUUUGCCCCUAUAAGAGGACUAAAAGCUUCAGGCCCAGGUGGGGGACACUCGUGUAUUUCGGAUACUUUGUUAGUUCAAGCAUAGCAAGUCUAUAAUCCAUAAUAAUUUAUUAAAGCCUUUAAAUACUUUCUUUAAAUGUAGGAAUUAUUUUUUUGUUCCAUACGAGGGCUACGUUCUCGUUUAUUUAUUGUCUUACUGAAGGUGGAAAGUUAUGUUUGCAACGAUUAGUAGAUGUCGAACACUUUAUGCAAAUGAGCCCUCGGCAAAACACCAUGAACUUGAAAUGAAGGCUAAAUAUAGCCAUACGGAUGUCUAGAAGAUUUAAUCACAGACUCAUUUGUGUAAGGAUUUAUUCUCAGGGGACAGUGUGCAGUGUUAUUGACAGGUGAAGUUGAAUUCAGUGUUAAGAUACUGUUCGUCAGGUGCAUAAUUAUUGAGGUGUACAUUAUAUAUUAAAAAAAUAACUAUUACAAUUUCUAAUGUAAUUCUACAUUUCAAACACUGACUUCAAAAUCGUAUCUUCACUUUUGAGGUUCUUUCAACAUGGCGGGCAUGAACAAUACAGCUACAAGUGACCCAGUCGCUGAGAGCCUGGCAUCAUUUCAAGAGACAUUAGAUCAAGUCUUUCUGCUGAUAAUGGGAAACAUGGUUCUGCUGAUGCAGUGCGGCUUCGCUUUCCUAGAAGCAGGCAGCGUCCGAAGUAAAAACACAAGUAACAUUUUGAUCAAGAACCUACUGGAUCCUUUCAUCUCUGGAAUCGCUUACUGGACCGUCGGGUUCGGAUUCGCUUUCGGUGAGGGGAACGGUUUCAUUGGCUGGCGUCAUUUCGCUACGUCAGAGCUGCCGGACAGCAAGCUGGCCUUGUUCUUCUUUGAGUUUGUGUUCGCUGCUACCGCAUCAUCCAUCGUGUCUGGAGCUGUGGCCGAAAGGUGUGAAUUUGUCGCCUAUGUCAUAUACAGCACUGUUCUAGCAGGUUUUAUAUACCCUGUGGUCACUCACUGGGUUUGGACACCUGAAGGUUGGCUGACUCAAGGGUUAACAUAUGAGAUUAAUGGGGUCAAUGAGACAAUAGGCUAUCAUGACUUUGCUGGCAGUGGAGUAGUCCAUGUUGUAGGGGGUACAGCUUCGUUCUUCGCUGCUCUAUUUCUUGGUCCGAGAAUCGGACGAUUCCACAAGGAGACUGGGACAGUGAUUCGGAUCAGAGGACAUUCUGUACCAUUGGCAGCGUUAGGUGGAUUUAUUUUAAUCUUUGGUUUCAUGGCUUUUAACGGUGGCUCCAAUAUGACUGUCUCUAAGCCUGGAGACGGUGCCAUUAUAAGCCUGGCCGUGGUCAACUCAGUGUUGUCAGGCAGUAGUGCAGCAUUCACCACACUGGCUAUUCAUAAAGUUGGCAUUAUGGGUCAACACUGGAGUCUGCUCAAUACAUUGAACGGUGCAUUGGCGGGAAUGGUGGCCAUAUGUGCCGGAUGUGACACCUACAGACCCUGGGGAGCAAUCAUUGUCGGGACCAUCGCUGCGGUUUCUUUUAACAUAACUUCAUAUUUGAUGAUCAAGUUGAAAAUUGACGACCCCGUGGAUGCUGUCGCAGUACAUUUUGGAGGCGGAAGCUGGGGAGUCAUCGCUGUUGCCUUCUUGAAGUACGACACGGGGAUACUCAUGAGUUGGGAUCGUCGCUCCGGCCUGUUACUUGCUUGGCAGCUGGUUGGCUAUUGCUCUAUUGCACUGUGGGCAGGGGGUAUAAGCUUGAUCAUGUUUGGGUGUCUAAAGCUGGCCGGAAUACUUCGAGUUCCUAAGGAAGUGGAGAUGAAAGGCCUUGACAUUUCUGGACACAACGAGCCAGCGUAUCCCUUGGAGACGUACGGCCAUGGCCAUCUAGAAAAGAUUAUAACCAUUCUGGAAGACGGUCAGCUGUCUCAUCUUCAUCAAGGCUAUGUCAAUGGAGGUUUUAAGAAAGAUCUGGGGCCCUACGAAAGCCCCGAAGUGAAAAUUAUGGGCACCAACGAAGUCAGGAUGGUGUUCUCCCUAGAACAGGCUGUGUCCAUUGAGCCUAAAUCAUGGUACCAAACCCCUCCCGCUGAAGGCAACGGUGUACUUCAGGAAAGAACUUCUCUUUAAGCACUGCAAAAAUCAGCGGCCCAGAGCGCGGACUGCAACGUUCUGCCAAAGCUCUAUCAUAUUUACUACUCUUCUUGAUGCAAAGCUGUUUUACUGUACUGCUAAACUGAAAUAGUAACAUCGGAUCAAGUUGUGUAUCCUGACAAUACUCAUACGGUAUUUCUACAAAUAUGUUUGUUUCAUUGGAUAUAUUAAAUCAUAGUGUGAUUGUUGUUUGUAAACUAAAGAAUAUGUGAAUGUUUACUUCGAAGAAAUGUUUUCAUAUGCGAUUUAUUUUAUAAUUGUGACAGUGACUAUUUAAUUUCAAUAAUAAAUCCUGCCAAGAACAUUAAUAUUAAUGAUAAUAUUAAUUAAUAUUAAUGAAACAAUAUAAUAUUCAUAUGCAAUCUAACUGAACUAUAUAUUUCCAUAUAUUUCUUGAAAAAAGAGUAACAAACUAUUUUUUUUAGCUACCUCGACUCCGAGUUAAAAUUAAAUAACAACAAACUUUUGGAACGAAAUUUUCUUGAAUGUAAUAUAUUAAGAGUACUAUAUGUAUCCUCUACUUAUAAUCAUUUAUUAUAAAACUUCUUGUAUUGUGUAGCCAUAAUGAAAACAUAAUCCCUUCUGUUAAAGUGUCUUCUAUUAACAUCUAAGCUCUUUCUCUCUCUAUCUCUCUCUCUCUCUCUCUCUUUAUUGUUUUUUUUAUGGCCGGAAACCCCCUUUGUUAUUUUUGUCUUUUUAUAAACGGGCCCCAUUUUAACGAUCAACCUACUUUUUGAGCCAGUGUUUAUAUAUAUAUAUUCUCUUAACUAGAUGCAUCACGCCUGUAACGUCUGUAUUAUAUAAGACAAGAAGAUAAGAACUAUAAAAAAAAAAUAAAAAAAAUAAGAUUAACAAAGAAAAUUUGUUUGGGCAAGAAAAUGUCGAAAUCGGAGCCCAAACUUGUCCACUUAGGUAGGUAAAAAAAAAAAGAAAAGGCAGGUUUUAAUAUUUUCAACAUGAGUAUCAGAAACUAAGAACAACAAACUAUCAACAGCUACAACCUUAGCUCCUACAAUACAAACAGAAGAGACAUGACAGUGUCCGUAGUGUUGUCGACACAGUUGCAUAGUGUUAGUUCCCCUGACGACAUGAUACCACAGGAUACGGAGAUUAAUUAAUGCUAUUAUUAUUAUGACAUUGUUAAUAUGUAUUCAAUGUUCAAUGUGAACCAGGCCUAGCUGGUGUUAUUGAGGUAAUUAUUGGCCGAUCUCUCUUUGAAGGCCUCAAGGUAGAAACAUUUAAAUGUUACUGUAUAAUGAGUAUUGUAGGGUAUAUGCCCAUUUGGCUACCUUGUAACUCUUAUAGUAUAGUAUACUGUUUAUCUAUUGUUGUUCUACAUAUAUGUUUAAUGCAUUCUUUUUCUUUUAAAAAGAAGAGAAUAUAUUAUUAACUCUUUCUCUCCGUAAUUAUUUUCUUCGUUCGAAUAGAAAUAUUUAUUUUGAAUAUUUCUAUUUCACUAUCCUGUUAUGAUUAAACUUCAGUAACUUUUUGUUUGAUAUCAGAAAAUGUUUUAGUUGGCAUCGAAUUGUAGGGAAAUGCACGCGCUCUUUUUACACAAACACAAAUUAAAGUUUAUACAUCCAAAAAUCAAUUUAGUUUAAUGGGGUCAAAUCGACCUUAGAAUCUUCAAAUAGGAGAGAAAGAGUUACAAUGUAGUGUCGCUUGUAUGACAGAAAAUAGGUAGUGAUACAUUAAAACAAAGAAACAAAAAAAAACUUUUGCGUAAAUUAUAUGAAUAAAUAUAAAUAUAAAAUCAUAACGAUGUGUCCGCUAUUAAUAAAGUCUCCUCCCGUUUUAAAGAAGAGUUGACUAAUGGUGCAAUUUUAUCAAAAACUGACUGCGUUGCUAAUUAAAAAAAAAGUUUUCUCUCUUAGAAAAACAAUAGUUAGCAAUCACUUCACAACUUUGAAAGAUCUAAAAAAUCUUGAUAUCGGGUUUUCAAUAUCUUAACUAUUUUUUUGAGAUCGGACGGACGGAUCUACGGACAGACAGACCACGCAAAAGGAAUAACAAUCAAAAUACUUUGAAACAAGAAUACAAACAGUAAAUUUAUGUAUUUUUUCUACUACCUGCUAAAUGUGAUGAUAAAUUAACUGUAAGAUUAUUUUUUUUCCUAUUGGAGAUUUGUAUGCAUAACCGAUAAGCUAUAAAUAGUAACCCUGUUAGUGUAUCCGCUGUACAAAACUCAGGACGUCUUGAUAAGAUGAGCUCGUUGAAUAGUAGUGAAUACUUUGAAAGGUACAGAAGAAUCUAAUAUUUUAAGCUCCUCACUUUGUAACUCUAGUUUGUAAUUUCGAAGUUGAAUUUAGAGUUUUGGACAUUGAUUAGUUUAUUGUGAAACUCUCCAAUAGAACUCAUUACAGUGGAAGUGUUGGUGGUGUCAGUGCUAGAGCUGAUAAAAAGAUUUGGUGUCUCAAAUGUUGGAUGUGUUUCAUGUUCCUCCUAAUGUCAGUUUUUUUGACAUUUGUAUGUACAUUUUGUAACAAAGGUAAAGUUAUAUUAUUCUAAUUCUAACUCUGCUUGGUUAGCAUCUAAGAUAUAAAAUAACGCUUUCAAUGUAAGUAAUAGUAUUAGUACUACAAGAUGCAUUUAAUGCUUUGAAAUAUUUAUGUUUUUGUUUAACUUGUGGUAUUGAUACUGGGAAAGGUAUUAUUCAAUUGAUUGCAUAUAACAAAGGUUUAGUAAUGUAUUAUUAUUAUUUAUGUUUUCAAAUUGUCGCAUCGUUUUGAUAUUUUUUUUUAAAUGCUUAUAUACUUCUUAUAAAUAAAUUCAAGUUUCUCUUAUCGAUCUAUUCGUUCAAGCCAAUGUCAUAAUAUACAAUAUAAAUGAGAGAUUACAUUAUAAGAGCCUUGACUAGAUAACGCCCUGUUUAGAAAAUAUUGACCAUAGGAGUCAAACAAGACACAGUAAACCUCUGUACGUGUCUGUGUAAGAAGGAGAGGGGGCGAGGUCAAAUCGUAGAAUUGUUCAAGUUACGUCUCUGUCAUGUUCGUUAAUGUAUUUUGUGGCCAAGUGGUCUUCCCAGAACUGCUUAAUUUACACAGGCAAUGUUAUAUUUUAUAUUUUUAAACAAAUAAUGUGACUUCAACAGACAUCAAAAAAUAAAAAAACAAAUUGUUGCAAAAACAA